Molecule: messenger RNA, 2800 nt
Organism: Python bivittatus (Burmese python)
Lineage: Eukaryota; Metazoa; Chordata; Lepidosauria; Squamata; Pythonidae
Source: RefSeq, a predicted model, not a curated record
CACUGUCACACCAUUUAUUUAUAUAAGGUCAUUAUAAUAUUGGCAUCUCUAUUUUCAAUAUGAUUUAUUAUUCCUAACACGCUAUUGGCCUUUUUUACAGCAGAGGCACACUGUGUUGAUACAUUCAUUAAUCCAAGAUCUCUUUCCUCAUUAGUCACUGCUAGCUCUGAUCCCAUUAGUGUCUACAAAUUUUGUUGUAUUUUAUGAUGGGGGGGGCAAACUAUUUUCUUCAAAGUCUGUUACUCCAUCAAGGUGCUUCCUUGUUGCUUCUCCAAGAGAUAGGUCAGGUCAUCUAGCUGGGGAAGUGGCUUCUCUAUAUUAUGAGUAACCUUAUGAGUAACCAUGCAUUCAGAUCAAGCUUCUAAACUUGCAAUUCAAUUUAUGGAAACUAAUUUGAAGUAACAUUAAUGCACAGGACAAUUUUAUUUGAUCACCAACUUUCCAAAACCAUCACUGAAAUCGAUGUAAAUUCUCCACAUCCUUCCCCCAUUGGAUGCCUGCUGAAUAACUGGGAAUUAAUCUUCUAGACCAGAAUUCUAGACAAACUGGAGUUCCACAUCCCUUAAUAAUUCCAAAUUACUGUGAGUCUAUACUACCAGAGAUCGCUUUUCCAACAGAUAACCCCCAAAGCAUAGAUCUAUAGAUCAUGCUGAAGAACUAAAGGUGGUCUUCAUCAUGCCACAGAAUGAAUGAAUGCACUAACAUUGCCCCAUAGAGCAUCACAAAAUGAUUUGCACCCAAACUCUUCCACCAGCAACUCAUACUUUGUAUUUGUAAAAAUCAGCACAUGAACUUAUUUCAGUUACCCUUGUUGAAAAUAAACAAUUAUUUACUGGACUGUUGUUGUAGUUAGGUUGGUUUUCUGAGCUGACUCUGCUCUCUUUCACCUAGGCCUGACACAAGAACAAGCUGUUAGCAACUCCUUUGAAACAAGUGUUGCUGCUGGUUGAACCUGCUCAAGUGCUGAUUCAGAAAUAAACCAUUUAAAGCCCAUUCAGGUCAGUAAGGUUGUUCCAAGGUAGUAAACAAAUACCCUCCUGAAUUUGCAGCACAGAAAGCAGAAUCAGACAGACUUCAAACAAUUCCUGAUCAGCACUGGGGUGCAAACUGCAUGUUAGUGCACCUAUCAAAUGUGUGAAAGUCAAGCAAUUUAGAAAAUAUUUUGUUUGGGAUAAUUGAGAAUGUGCCCAAUAAAGAAACAAGAACAUAGGAUUUGCAUCAGUCGUAGCAAAUAUAUAAUUUUGGAAAGGUUAACCUUGUUUAGUUUCAUUUUGCGUUUUAAAGUUUGAUGUAGCAAAAUCAAAUAUAUACAAUCCCAUCUGAUUAGCACAUACCGUUUUGUAGAUGCAUGGUAUACUUUCAAAGUUAAUAACUUCUAACAGGCAUGUAUACACUUACAAUAAUAUAUUGGUGAUACAUGCCCACUGUUUUUUUUUUGAAGACAGCUUUGUAGGAAUUUACACUGAGAAAAGGGCUCCCAGGGAUCUGGGCACUCUUUCCUGAAAUGAGGUAUGCAGGUAUUACAGGUAGCAUAAAAUAAUCUCCAUGUUUUUACUUAAAAAAAAACACCUUUCUUUUCUGUCAGCUUGUGCCUACGUGGUCAUGCUCCCCAUGAGUCAAGGAUGCCAAAUAAGACCUAGCAGCUAAGUUCUCUCAAGAGCCAAUUUAAACCUUCAAAACAAAUUAUAACAGUACAUCAGGAAUGACACACCUUCUAAGCACAGGUGGAAGAAGCUCUCUUCAAAUUAUUCCAUUUUAAUACGUCCCCUCUCUUGGAAAAGUAGUUCCAAAUGGCCAUGAUGCAACCAUUCACCUCAAUGUGGUAACUUUGCCAGAACUAAGGAUAAGAACUAUCAGGUAAAAUAGGCUUUUAUCUUCCUUUCCCCUUCUCUCUUCAUCCAAUCACAUUCUUCUCUUGCAGAUCUAUCAUGAUGUGCCACCCUUUUCCAGCAUUCUUAAUGGUUUCCAUCAUUCUCAUGCAGCCAGGCACCUUUGCUCAAGAGUUCCCCAUUCAGAGUCAACAGCAUCAUCAUGAUCAAUAUUGGUACCAGACAGCAGUAGAUCAAAUCCCAGUGAUCAAUGGGGGUACCUGCAAAGUGAUUGCUGUCCGACGCUGCUGCAACCGCAACCAUAUUGAAGAACGGUCCCAAACCAUCCAAUGCUCCUGCCUCCAAGGGAAAGUGGCUGGGACAACCCGUGGCAAACCUUCUUGUGUGGAUACCUCCAUUGUGACAGGAAAGUGGUGGUGUGAUAUGGAGCCCUGCCAGGCUGAAGAGGAGUGCAAAGCAUUACCUGACAAUUCAGGCUGGAUGUGCUCAUUAGGAAACCGUGUCAAAACCACCAAGGUAAGGUCUCUCACAACCCUGACAAAAGUGAAGUCUACACAGGAUGUCACUUCCCUUCCCAUAUCUCAGAUGUGAAUCUUAAGGAUGUAGAGGUUUUGUUUCUUUCUUUUUAAGCACAUUGUGCAGAUACUGGAGAUUAAUUUCCAUUUAACAAUUUAUCCUGGUUUGCUUUUCAGAUCCAUCCCAGGAAUUAAAGUCUGUGACAAUAGAAAACCCAUCCCUGAAGAGGUCAUGACAGAUUUCAAAUACUGUAAUAAUCACCAACUUUAUGAUGAAUGCUAAUGGGGUAUGCAAACUUUUUGUCCACAGGGGAGGACAAAACGUCAGGGUGAAACACAAUAUAUUGCUGGCCGCAUUGUGCUCUUUGUUAAGGGAAAAAGAAUCAAAGAUCUUUCAUUAACAGAAGAAAGAUUCAGCCCUAUUUUUUUUUCUUAGAACAGUAGAGCAAGUUGGUU